This is a messenger RNA of Girardinichthys multiradiatus, 2204 nucleotides long. RefSeq names its product protein APCDD1-like. The coding region runs from base 253 to 1791 and encodes 512 amino acids. NCBI's taxonomy places the organism in Eukaryota, Metazoa, Chordata, Actinopteri, Cyprinodontiformes, Goodeidae. Gene Ontology annotation, biological process: negative regulation of Wnt signaling pathway. Gene Ontology annotation, molecular function: Wnt-protein binding. The transcript is spliced from 5 exons. Gene Ontology annotation, cellular component: plasma membrane. The record is from RefSeq and is a predicted model, not a curated record.
GGCGCAUGAAGGAGCCGAGCUGCGGCGCUGAAGCGUUUGGACUCACCUUCUAUGCGCCUGCAUGUUCCUGACAACCUUGGAUGGUUUCAUUUCUGGCAGAAUCAGAGGCGCGUUUUCUGACAAGAUGCUCGGAUUUUGCUGGAGGGUUUGCUCCAAACUCUGGAUUAAACCGGGAUUUCUGCGGGAAUAACUAAAGGAGGAAACUCCAGUGGAAUCCGCCGGGAAGCUUGUUUUAGUCGUUGGAGGAGCGAAAUGGACCUGACUCCUGCAGUGCUUCUUGUUGCUUUUUUAGUUUGGGCUGAAGGUUCAUCUCUGCCUUACUCCAGUCAUCGAUCUUUGAGGAAAACCUUUGGUCCUUCCUCCAAAGACUCCUUGUGUAACCACAUGCUGAAGCACCUCCACAACGGAGCCCGAAUCACCGUGCAGAUGCCGCCCAACCUGGAGGGCCACUGGGUGUCCACCAGCUGUGAGGUGAGGCCUGGUCCAGAGUUUCUAACUCGCUCCUACAGGUUUUACCCCAACAACACCUUCCAGGCCCACCAGUUCUACUACGAGGACAACCACUGCACCAAACCCACCUACACGCUGGUCAUUCAUGGUCGACUCCGCCUGCGCCAGACCUCCUGGAUAGUUCGGGGCGGCACAGAGGCAGAGUACCAACUCCACCAGGUCCAGACAGUGUCUCACACGGUGGCUAAGGCCAAAGAGCUGAGCCAGAGGCUCAGCCGCAGCUGCAGAGGGGCUACAAAGGGCCCCUGGGAACCCGGCAUGAUCUACGAGCUGUGGAACGAAGAGGGAGGCUAUGACUGCUCCAGAGAGCUUAACUUCACCAUGCACGAACUGCAGCUGCUGCGGGUAGAGAAGCAGUACCUACAUCACAACCUGGAUCACCUGGUGGAGGAGCUGUUUCUGGGAGACAUCCACACCGAGCCGACGCAGAGGCUCUACUACAAACCUUCUAGCUACCAGAUCCCUCUGCAGAAUGCUAAGAACCACGACCAUGGCUGCAUCGUCUGUCGGAUCAUCUACCGCUCAGACGAGUUCCACCCGCCCAUCCUGCCACCGCGGGCUGACCUGACCGUGGGCCUGUACGGUCAGUGGGUGAGCCAGCGCUGUGAAGUGCGCCCUGAGGUCCUCUUCCUCACUCGCCACUUUGUCUUCCAUGACAGCAACCACACCUGGGAGGGGCACUACUACCACUACUCCGACCCCACCUGCAAACACCCCACCUUCACCAUCUACGCUCAGGGCCGCUACAGCCGAGGGCUUCCCUCCACCCGUGUAAUGGGAGGGACCAACUUUGUCUUUAAAGUGAACCACAUGAGAGUCACGCCCACGGAUGUGGCCACCACCUCCCUCCUGAACGUCUUUAACGGCAACGAGUGCGGUGUGCAGGGCUCGUGGCAGGUGGGGGUGGAGCAGGACGUCACCGUGACCAACGGCUGCGUGGCGCUGGGCAUCCGGCUUCCCCACACAGAGUAUGAGCUUUUCCGCAUGGAGCAGGACGCCCACGGCCGCUACCUGCUCUACAACGGCCAGCGCCCCAGCGACGGCACCAGCCCCGACCGCCCGGAGAAGAGAGCCAGCUCCUACCAGAUGCCCCUGGUGCAGUGCUCAUCGAGCAGCCAGCGGUCCAAUCACAACAGAGGGGAUGAUGAUGCAGAACAGAGUCUGCUGUACCAUAACGGCGCCCCGGGAUGGUACGGAGGCUGCAGCAAAUGCAUCGCUGUACUGCUCAUCGCUGCGACUUUGUCAAAGUUAGGGAGCAGUUUGGGCUUUUUCUUUUUAUAAACAUGCAACAGUGAGGGUUAACAAAAAACUCAAGAACUAAAACGAAAACUUUUUGUUUGGGUUUAUAGGAGAGUGAGAACUGAAUUCCUCUCCAGCGACCAAGACUUGACACUGCUGCACCGCAGGAUCUGCACUUUAGAGUGGAACAACUAGUCUGUGGGUCCACAACUAGAUUAAAAGCUCUCUUUAUACCUACACAGAUCUGAGAUUAUGUUUCUUUUCUGCACCAUUUUUAAUCCAGAAACUAUCACAUCAUGGGUUCUUACAACAAAAAGCACUGUUUGACGUGUGGAAACAUUUUCUUGACAACUGUGACUUCAGGAGAAAAGCUCACGAAGCUACUGCUGACUGUAAAAACUGAGCUGCAGCACGUUUACAGAUGCAUCUCAAUAAAUUAGAAUAUCUAAAGAGUU